This is a messenger RNA of Tetrahymena thermophila SB210, 1206 nucleotides long. RefSeq lists its product as hypothetical. Lineage: Eukaryota; Ciliophora; Oligohymenophorea; Hymenostomatida; Tetrahymenidae. The transcript has 6 exons. The record is from RefSeq and is a predicted model, not a curated record.
AUGAGCGCAUAAUAACCAAAUGACUAGUUUCCUGCCAAAUGGCUUAAUGAUAGUAACCUGGAAGAUAAUUAAAAGGAUAUAAAAGAUCUCCAUUUAAUGAAAGAAGGGUUUAAAAUAGUAGAUAAAUAAGGAAUCGUAUAUAGAGAUUUGUAAUUUGAAGAAGAAAAAAAGCCAUUAUCUGAACAGACUAAAGAAGCACUAACCACUGGAGCAAAGCUUGUAGGAAGUGCUGCUAUAUAGGUGGCAGAUGCUUCUAAAUAUGGCUUCAUGAAAUUAUUUGGAUUCCUUUAAAAGGCAGGAGAUAAAAUAAUAGGAAAUCUUUCUGCUUUUUAAGAGACUUAUUUGCAAUAUAGAUAAAAAUAAAAAGAGUUACAAGAAUAAGAAAACAAAAGUUAAAUUUAGGAAAAUUGGGAAAUUAUUGUAUCUGAUGAUACUCCUUAAGAAGAAAUUGAUUAGAUUAAAAAAUAGAUAGAAGAAGAUGGAGGUGUUUUGAAAAUAACCAGAGUGCAAAAAGCAGUAAAUUUAUAAAAACUUGGUUCCAACUUGCGUAUUAUUUAAUUGCAGAAUUCGAGUGAAAGUUUUUGCAGAUUUAUUGAAAAUUAACCAUCAAGAAUAAGAUAGGAAUAAUUUGGUUUACUUGAUUCAGAAAAUAUUGAAAUGAGAGGGGCUCUUUAACUGGAUGAUUCUGAAUUUGAAUAGAUGAAAAAAUAUUAAGAAGAGCUUGUAAAGGAUUAAUAUUUUGAUUGGAGUAGGAUUUUGAGCCCAAAUUAAAAUCUACAGGAUGAAUAAAAUCAGCAAUAAAAUAAUAUUUCUGAUUCAAGCGAAUGUUAUGUUUAUCGUAUUGAUAACGCUACCAUAAGUUAGCAAUCUUAACAAGUAUUUGAUGCUAACUAAUACAAUAAUUUUAUGAAAGUAUUAGUACCUUCAAUUAACCCUUAAUAAGUUAAUCAAAUGCCUUAAGAAUAUCAAGAAAACUAUGCUAACUAAGGAUAUUAAAAUAAUUAAAAUUAAAACUAUGAUAAUUAGAAUAACUAUUAACAAAACAUUGAUUAAAACAAUUAAUAUCUAUAAAAUUAUUAUUAUAAUUAAAUGAACCAAGCUCAAUAUAAUAACCAUAAUUAAAUGAACCAACCUUAAUAUAAUAAUUAUAAUUAAAAUUAAAACUAAGAUGAAGAUAAAUAAUUAGAAGAACCAAUGGCUAAUUGA